This is a messenger RNA of Plasmopara halstedii, 267 nucleotides long. Its product is annotated as lyr motif-containing protein 4. Bases 1 to 267 code for a protein of 88 amino acids. The transcript is spliced from 2 exons. Gene Ontology annotation, biological process: iron-sulfur cluster assembly. The record is from RefSeq and is a predicted model, not a curated record. NCBI's taxonomy places the organism in Eukaryota, Oomycota, Peronosporomycetes, Peronosporales, Peronosporaceae. Gene Ontology annotation, cellular component: mitochondrion; L-cysteine desulfurase complex.
AUGGCGUCCUCGUCGUCGGUGUUGCGGCUCUACCGCGAGAUGCUGCGCAGCGCAGCCAAGCUUGAGACUUACAACUUCCGAGCCUACGCCACACGCCGCGUAAAGGAAGAUUUCCGCAAGCAUAAAACGAUUCAAAUUGACAGUUCGGAGCAGGAGAAGAUGCUUGCCUUUGCACGUGAACAAGCGGACAUUCUGUACCGCCAGAUGGUCGUAUCCAAGUUAUAUCCACCACAUAUUCCGAGUGUUAUGGAAACACUAAGCAAGUAG